CUUCCAUCACUUUGAGGCUGCAGGACUGGUAUCUAGGUGUUCAGUCAUAUCUUGGUAUGGUGAGAAUAUAAAAAGUCCCAUUACAAUGAACCACCACAAAAAACCUGGUAGCCCUGGUCCUGCAGGACACAGGCCUAGUUCAAGGGCUGCUGCCUCAACUUCCAAAUCAAGCCCAUCACAUAAGUACAAGGACUAUGCUGCUGUUGUGAUCGAUACAGGUACUGGCUACACCAAGAGUGGUCUUGCUGGAGAUGAAAAGCCAAGAUCCAUUGUGCCAAGUAUUGUGGGAGUACCCAGGUUCAGGACGAAGGAAAGUCCAUUGUACUACAUUGGAAAGAACAUUCCACAACGGCGUGCAGAGGUGAGCACGCAUUUGGUAAUGACUCAUGGCGUGGUCACUGAUUGGGAUGCUCUAGAGAUGCUGUGGCACCAUAUAUUUUACACUGAACUCAGUGUAUGCCCUGAAGAGCUGGCUGUGCUGGUUACAGAUGCUCCUAUGUCUCCAACUACCAACCGUGAAAAGAUGGCUGAACUGUUGUUUGAGAACUUUGACGUUCCAGCCAUGUUUGUUGCUCAUCAGUCACUUUUGUCAGUUUAUUCAUAUGGACGCACUGGUGGGCUGGUGAUUGGUUCUGGCUAUGGAACUUCCUACACUGCUCCUGUCCAUGAUGGAUAUAUCUUGCCACAUGCUACCUAUCGCCUGGACAUAGCAGGCAAUGCUCUGACAGAAUAUUUGGCCAAGAUUAUGGGAGAAUCUGGGAACCCUUUUCAAAAGGAAGAAAUGGAAGUGGUGUGCCAGAUCAAGGAGAAGUGCUGUUACGUCCCUGAAGAGUAUGAGGCUGAGCUAAAUGCAGAUGAGAAAAAAUAUCUCAUGGACUACACUCUUCCUGACAGACAGGUCAUUUCCAUUGGCAGUGAACGCUUUCGCUGUCCAGAAGUCCUCUUCAAUCCUACCAUGCUAGGCUACCCAGAAGUCGGACUUCAUGUCCAAGCACUAAACAGUGUUAAUAAAUGUAAGCCAGAAAGACAGGCAGACUUGCUUUCCAAUGUCCUACUGGCUGGUGGCACCACCAUGCUCCGUGGCUUCUCUGAAAGAAUUAAGAAGGAACUGCAAAACAUGGAGCCCAAGAGCAAAGUGGGCAUCUUAGCUUCUCCCAACCGCAGCUUCUCUGCCUGGCUGGGUGGCUCCAUUGUAGCUUCACUCAAUGCUUUCCAAAAUGUGUGGAUCAAUCGACAGGCCUACGAUGAGAAGGGACCUUUCAUUGUCCAUCGCCACUGUUUCUGACCAAGGGGAUGAGCCAGACAGCUGAGACAGGCUGAGCAAAGAUGAGGGUUCAAGGGGCAUCUCCUCAACAACAUGCUGCUUUUGACUACACAGCUUCUGAGUCUGUCUUAUCAUUACUUCUGGAAAUGGGUAUGAACAGGGGAAUCGCGCUCAGAGCUAUCAGUUCAUUUGCUUGUGACUAAGUGUAAAGGCAUUGUAAUUAACACACAUCAGAAAGCACUGGACUGGAAAAGCCUGCAUCAGGAAUUUGUUAAAAUCCCUUUCAAGUACAAGAAAACUUCAAUAGACUAACAUACAGUUAUGUACACUACUGAUGAUUAGAGAUAAAACCUUUCCAUUCUAGAAGGCAUGAUUUUUUUACAUACAUUAAUGUAAAAAAGGUGUCAGAUACAAUACAUACCACGCUUACAUUUUCUCAUACAGAUAAUUGAACCCGGUAAGGAAAUAAAACUCUCAUCACCCAUUCUGCACAUUGGCUAUAUUACUAAAGCUUAGCAUGUUGCACUGAUACACCAGAAUUGGAGAAAAAGAGAUGAAAAUAAAGGACUAUUUAAAUUA
Pantherophis guttatus is the source of this 1843-nucleotide messenger RNA. Lineage: Eukaryota; Metazoa; Chordata; Lepidosauria; Squamata; Colubridae. The record is from RefSeq and is a predicted model, not a curated record.